GUAUAAGAUGAUUUUGUAUCGUAUUUGAGGAAAAUUUGACGAAAAAAUUAGGUUUUAAUGAUAGAUUUACAGUUGAAAGUCAAUAAAUUCUUUGCAGAGCGCGGAUCAGCUGAGAGAAACACGUCCAAAACUCAUCAUACCAAUACGAUGUCAUGAUUAGGGCUAAAAAACUGUAAAACUUUAUUUUUUCUCGUAGAGAUUAUGAUCAAUAUUUUCGUUGUAUAGCCUGAAUUCUUCGCCAGAGUAAUGCUCUCAAAGACAACUAAAUUUCUCUCAAUCCUCAGAUAAAGAGGUCUUUUCAUUCAAUUAAAAACUAAUCGCUCCAUCGUAUAAUUUGAAUAUUUUCUGGCCAUCUUGCAUUGCAAUCAAUAUUGCAGCUUCAAGUUGAAUCAUGGAUAACAAAUUUUGUUAUUUUAUAGUAACCUUACAUUUCUUCUAUCUACCUUACUAUUGAAAAGACCAAAAUGCUUUUAUUUAGAUUAUUCUCUGUCAAAAAAUUUUAAUCUUGUAAUAUGAACGUGGCAGCAAAGUUCUUGAUUUUAGUUUCUGUUGAAGCAACGUCGAGAGGUAAAAUAAUUAUGUUACAAAGUGAUAUUACGUAAGAGAACAUAGAACAGAUCCAAUGCACUCAUAUGCUUAAUUUCUAUAUUUUGUUUAAUCGUUAUAGAAAUUUAUAUUUAGUUUCCAAAAAAAGUUUAAAACUGUAACGGAUGAUGAGAACGUAUUUAGCAUUGGCAUAGACUAACGAUUAAUCAAAAAAUCUCAUUUGCUAUGUACAAAAUAAUCAAUAUCAUUAUUUAUCAUAUGGUAACAUGUAAGAUCAUCUGAUCAUAUCUGAUUUUCUCAUUUACUUAUUAUAGAGGGAAAGAAACAGAGAGUGUUAGUUAGAUAAAGAGAGAGUGCGUGUGUUGGACUCUCGGCAUUUUGUGCGAAAUUAAAAAUGAACCAUGUAUAUUAUUAACCAAUUAAGUAGCAAAUUAUUUACAGGUACAAUUUCUUUUUAGACUCUAUAGUUAAUCUUUAACUAUAAUAAAUUUCUAGAAUGUCUACAAAAGUGACUUACAAUCUCGUGACAAUUUUAAACCGAAAAUUUGUUACAGUUUCAAGUAACCAUCUCUGCAGUUGGAAAUGGCUGGCGCCAAAGAUCAAUUGUUAUUCUCAUUUGAAUUGUUCUCACGAAUAAAAGAAAGCUUUGUCUAAUUCAAUUACACAUAACUUCAUUUACGUUGCGCAUUAAAUGCGGAAUGUGUGAAGAAAAAGCUGUACAAGAUCAAUUUUUCAAGUCUUUAUGAAAGAAAUAUCAACAUCAUCUAAUAAUUCCAUCACGUCCACGAUAUCAUGCUCAAAAAGUACAUUAACAACACCACCACUAUCUUUAUCAUAUUUACAUCAAGAUCCACAAAAUAUACUUGAUUCAAACAAUAACUAUCAUCCAAAAAGCACCCAUUUUCCUUAUCGAAAUGCUUAUCUAGAUCACUAUCACCAGCAACAACAACAGUUUCACCUUCGUCAACAAAAACGUUCAAUAACAACAGCAUGUCAAAAUGGAGAUGGAUAUUCGAUACUCCGACGUUGGAUUAGACGUCUUCUCAUUCCACAGAGUAGACGAAUGGCAUUAUCUGCUUGUCACAGACUGUCGACACCGACAACAACCACAGCAUCAACCGAUGAAACAUUAGUAUCGACGUUAUCAACCAGCACUAUCACAAUUUCACCCACCACCACACAAAAUAAGAAUGCAUCAGAAAAAGACCUUAUUGGAACAUCGACGGCGAUGACCAAAUUGUACAAAUAUGCUCAUGAAACAGAAAUACGAUCAUUUGUUGAAAAUGGUGUUAUACGAGCCUAUACGGCAUCCACAGAACGUGCGAUUUUAGCCCAACGAAAAAUAUUUUUAAGAAAAAAAUUAGGUGAAGGAAGUUUUUCUAGUGUGCGCGAGGGAUUUGAUUUACUUCACCAACACAAAGUAGCUAUUAAAGUUGUUGAUACCCAACGAGCAUCAAGAGAUUUUCAAGAAAAAUUUCUUCCCCGAGAACUUGACAUUUGGCCACGCGUAUCACACCAGAAUAUUAUCAAAAUGUACGAUCAUUUUAUUGAAUGUGGCAAAAUAUUCAUGGUAUUAGAAUAUGCUAGUGGUGGUGAUCUACUCGCCUAUGUCCAAAAAGUGGGUGCCGUUCCGGAAAAUAAACGAACGUUAUGGUCGUAUCAAUUGUGUAACGCUGUCAAGUAUUUACAUGAUACCGAAAUCGUACACCGAGAUUUGAAAUUAGAAAAUUUAUUAUUAGAUUCACAACAAAAUAUGAAAUUAUGUGAUUUUGGAUUUUCUAAAGAUGUUCUCAAGUGUCAAGAAUAUUUAAGUCGUACGUAUUGUGGAUCACGUGCUUAUGUAUCACCAGAAAUUCUAUUGGGAUUACCUUACAAUCCAAAAUCAGCAGAUGUGUGGGCAAUAGGUAUAUAUUUACUAUUGUUAUUUCUCUUAGGUGUUAUUAUAUACAUAUUUGUCACCGGAGUGAUGCCAUUCAAAGAAGAUAAGAAUAAUCAGAUGAUAUUGAAACAACAUCAAAAAUUGGCAUUACAUUGGAAUAAUCCAUUGCACGAACGUGAACAAGCAGCACGUGAAUUAAUUCUUGGCAUAUUCACAUAUGACUGGCAAAAACGACCUAAUAUUCAACAGGUAAUUGCCCAUACCUGGUUUGUCAACAUGGACCCUGUACCCAUUCAACGGACAAGUCGAACAGCCAUUAAAAGAAAAAGUCGGUCGUCAUAG
Messenger RNA from Didymodactylos carnosus, 2767 nucleotides. Lineage: Eukaryota; Metazoa; Rotifera; Eurotatoria; Philodinida; Philodinidae. The record is from the annotation of a GenBank genome assembly.